This is a messenger RNA of Jaminaea rosea, 2376 nucleotides long. RefSeq lists its product as hypothetical. The coding region runs from base 1 to 2376 and encodes 791 amino acids. The transcript has a single exon. NCBI's taxonomy places the organism in Eukaryota, Fungi, Basidiomycota, Exobasidiomycetes, Microstromatales. The record is from RefSeq and is a predicted model, not a curated record.
AUGGCGGCCACACGGCACGUCAUUGGCGUAGAGGGCAGCCGUCGCCGUAAUGUUUGCCAGGAGGGCACUUCCUCAUCGUCAUCAUCGCCGCCCUCGUCGUCGGCGUCACGGCGAUCUCCCUCGUACUCGCCGUCUUUGCCCGAAUUGGUGCCGUCGUCAUCGCGGUCUCAGUGGAGCUCAGAGGAAGGCGAGUCUUCCCCUAGCACAACGUCGACGUCCACUUCGACUUCGUCGCCACGACUGGCUCAUCUUGAUCGACUGGCUAUACCCAUGUACCGGCGAUUCAUGGAUUCGCCUUCCAAUUCGCCAAGCUCGCUCAGUAGAGUCGCAGCAACAGCAGCAGCGGAAGAGACAUCGACAUCGACGUCAUCGGGGACGACGCCAGCCUCCAAGUUGGUUCCGCCGCCGUCGACGGGAGCAGUCUCACUCGACGCGAUACCGAUGACGACGACGACAUCGUCGACGGGCUCGGACGCAUUGUCAAUGGCAAAGCCAAUGCAUAAUGACCCCCUAAGGAAUCGACGUACCUUGCUCGAGGACCAUCUUUCCCUCCUACACAUCGACCCGCGUCCCACCAUGCCGCCAAGAAGCAGCUCCCAGAAGACGUACUCCGCCUCUGCCUCUCCGCACUCCACCGUAGGCUCAUCAGACGCAACGCCAGCAGCCGUCUCCCUCUCCAACCCUAUGGAGAGCGUCUUUGCUCCCGACGCCACUCCCCAUCAAAACCAUAACGAGCACAUGGCAGAGUCGCCCUCCAACGAGCUGCCCAGUCCCAACGCAGCAGAUAUGGAUGCGCUUCGUGCGAGCGGUGUGGCAAGCCCAGACAGCUGGCGCAGCCUACUACCGGAGCACGACCCCUUCUAUGCUUCAGAGGCCGUACUCGCCGAUUCACAUAGGAGGUCUCGUCUCUCCAGCUUUGCGGGGAGUCAGGCGAGCAGCUCUGGUGGCGGCGGCGGAGGAGGCGGCAGACCGACACUACAGUCGAGGGAGAGUGGAGAGAGCGCCACAAGCGCCGUGAGUGGUACUACGUCGGGGAGCUCGAGGAGGUUGAGUUCGAGCAGUAUGGCUAGUAUUCAUUCGGGAUUUUCCCUGCCUACGAGUGUGGGUGGGGGGAGCAGUGUGGGUGGCGGGAGCGGAGGCCUGCUGGCAAAGGCACCACCUUCGUCUUCAUCAGGGGGGAUGGAGGGGUGGCGCACCCUUCUCCCUGGUGGUGGCGGCGGCGGCGGCGAAGCAGCGGGUGAGGCAAGCAACGCCUCUCGUGCAACUCAACGAAGCCACUCCGGCAUGGCUGGGGCCGCGACCACUUUGCCGGAGAUGCCCUCCUCCUCGAGCUCCAGCCUAUCAAGGUCCAACGGCACCAUCCGCGCACCAGGCACGACCCACGUUCCACUGGUCGUUUCUCCCUCUCCCUCCCUCUCUCCCGCCCCGUCUCUCCCGCCACGCAGCACAUGCAAGGCAGCAAUGGAAGACGCAGAGGAGCGGGAGCGCUGGCCUGUCUCUCGCGGCAGUCGGGACUACCAGUUCCUCCAGCGAGCAGAUCCCUCCAAGUACAGCAGCGGUAGCAGUUGUGGCAUUCUCGACGUAGGAGGAGGAGCAGGUAGUGCGGUGGCCUCCCCACCAGCGCCGAGUCACACGACGACGGUGCUGCAGCAGCAGCGAAGCGCUCCAACGUACAUCGCAGACGGGGACGAUGUGCUCGCGUUGACGACGACGACUACCACCACCACUACGACGACAACGACGGUACAUUCCGUCCUCUCUCCUCCGCUCCACUCCCCUUCUCCCUCCCACUCUCAUUCGCAUCCCCACUCUCACCCUCGACCCCUCCCCCUCCCCCCUCCGAGGUGCACCUCCCCCCUCACCCUAUCAGCCUCUCACACCGACACCCACGAUCCUCCGGCGUCGGGCCUCCCCGGCCCUCAACUGAGUAUCGAAACGUCCCCUUCCCGCUACACGCUAAUCGUAGGCGCCCUCUCCUCCAGCGACACCAUGGGCGGAACAACCGCAGGGAAGUUCAGCCUCCACUCCCGCCGAGCGGACAAUACAUUGACCAUCGCCCUCGAGGGGACGGGUUGGUGGAGGAAGGUUGAUUUCGCCGUGGCGGGGGAUGUGAGAUUGGGGGAUGAGCCUGCCCAACCCCAGCCCCAGUCCCAGCAGCGGGGGAAGGGUGAGACUCUAGCGCCCUCCCAGGAGGGGCAGAGGGGCGCAGCCGAAGAAAGAGACGGAGACGAAGAAGUCGACGGCGAAGUCGAAGUUGGGCCGAGGAGUACUGUCCGAGCGGCCUUUGACGGUACGUGGUUGGUGAUCAAGGUCGCACGUCUGACUGGGGAAGCAGGGAGGGCUACGGGGCUUCCCCCCAGAAUAGUGAUUGGUUGA